AUGCAUCUUUUGGGCUCUUUGCUUAACAAGAAGAGCAAAAUUUGCCUUCUUCAGCAGCUUGGUGACGUGCGGCACGACUCUCGCCCGGCACCCCCCUGCCCGGUACGGCACGGCCCGGUGAAGCCCAGCCCGGUACAGCCCGGCCUGGUACAAUCCAGUGCAUCUCGGCACGGCACAGCCCGGUGCAGCCUGGCACAGCCCGGUGGAGACCGGUACCGCCCGGUGCAGCCCGGUAUAGCACGGUGGAGGCCGGCACAUCCCGGCACAUCCCGGUCGCAGUUCGCCCUGAAGUUCCUGGACCCCUCCUUCGUCCCCAUCACCAACUCCCUGGGCCAGGAGCUGCAGGAGAAGCCCUCCAGGUGGGCCUUCAACCGGACGGCGUUCGCGCACCAGAGGCAAGAAAUCCUUCAGCAUGUCGACGUCAUAAAAAAUUUUUCUUUGACCAAGAGCAGUGUUCGGAUUGGACAGCUGAUGCAUUACGACUAUUCCAGCCACAAGUAUGUUUUCUCCAUUAGCAAUAACUUCAGGUCGCUGCUCCCCGACGUGUCUCCGAUCCUGAACAAGCACUACAACAUCUGCGCCGUGGUGGGGAACAGCGGGAUCCUCACCGGCAGUCAGUGCGGCCAAGAGAUAGAUAAAUCUGAUUUCGUUUUUCGCUGCAAUUUUGCUCCCACUGAGGCUUUCCAAAAAGAUGUCGGAAGGAAAACCAACCUCACCACCUUCAACCCCAGCAUCCUGGAAAAGUACUACAACAAUCUUUUGACCAUUCAGGAUCGCAACAACUUCUUUUUAAGUUUGAAAAAGCUCGAUGGGGCCAUUCUUUGGAUCCCUGCUUUUUUCUUCCACACGUCAGCGACAGUCACGAGAACACUGGUUGAUUUCUUUGUUGAGCACAGAGGGCAGCUAAAGGUCCAGUUGGCUUGGCCGGGAAAUAUAAUGCAGCAUGUGAACAGAUACUGGAAGAACAAGCACUUGUCGCCCAAGCGGCUGAGCACAGGUAUUCUCAUGUACACCCUUGCUUCUGCCAUAUGUGAGGAGAUCCACCUGUACGGAUUCUGGCCCUUCGGGUUCGACCCCAACACGCGGGAGGACCUCCCGUACCACUACUAUGAUAAGAAGGGAACGAAGUUCACGACCAAGUGGCAGGAGUCCCACCAGCUGCCUGCAGAGUUCCAGCUGCUCUACAGGAUGCACGGUGAAGGACUGGCCAAACUCACCUUGUCGCAUUGUGCCUAAGAACCUAAAUCUUGAAGUGCCAAAUGAUUGUCUAAAAAGUGCCCAAAACCGAAUUAAACAUUCUUCAGAUAUAAUUCUUAAAAAAAAAAAAAGAAAAAGAAAGAAAAAACCCACCCUAAAAUAUUUUCCAUAAUAUAAAGAUCCUUUUUAGUCACCCUUGUCACUGCUCAUCAAAGGGUUUAAGCAUAUUUAGCAGUGCAGAACGUUUAUCAAAUUCUGUGGAUGCUAUUCAUACAGCAGCAAAAGUUGAAAUAUUUUGCAUUUAUAGAUAUGCCACUAAGUACAUUUUAAGAUAUUUUCAUAUUUUAGCAUUCCACAAAAUCCCCAGAAUCUCUUAAUUUUAUUGUCCCUUCGCUAUUAGAAUUAGAAAUGCUAAUUUUAAAAGGUUUUGCUUCUCCUGUAUAUGUUGCUAUCAAUAGCUCAGCAUACAUAUAUUGCCAUGGUGGGUUGAGAAAGCCACUCUGAAUUCCAGUUCAUCAUCCCUUGCAAGUUCUUCAGUGUGGAUCCGGACUUCCACCGCUUGCAUAUUUUCGUAUUUACUGAAUUUUACAUUUUUUAAAGAAUAAUGUAAAGAAGAAGGUCACAAUAUGGCUUGUACCUUAGCUAGGCAUUUGUAUUGCUCUCAGAGCACUUCAGCGUUUUAAUUCUGUUUGGGCCAAAUCCCAGUCCAAACCAGCCAGGCUGAAACAGGACAUUCCCUCCCGUGCCGUACCAUUUGGUCUCGUGAUUUUGAAGUUAAACCGCUGCCAUGAGUGGAGUUGGGUUUCUCUGGAGACGUGCUGGGGGAGAAGAGCCCCAAACCCCCGUGUGGGCACCCCCCUCUGUGCCUGCUCUCCACAACCCCCGACUAUGGGGGGUCCUUUGGGAGGACGAUCCCCCCGAGCAGAGAGCACGGGGGCUCCUGCCUGUCCCUUUGCACCCACAGAUCCCCCUCUCCCCCUCCUGGUACCCGGUGUUCCCCCUUGCUGAGCUGCACUCUGCUUUUCGGUGCAUCCCACCCAAAAUCCCCUCCAUCCCGUGGUGGCCAUGGGGGCCCAGCGAUGCCGGGUCUGUAGGGAGCAGUAAUAGCCUUCAUUAGCCCAAUUAACGGUGACGGGGCAGACGGGCCAGCCGGCCCCUUGGGUCAGCAAGUCUCCAGGUGUCCCCCCGCGGUGGCCAGGGUGGUCCUCCCCAGGAGCAGGGUGCCUGGGCAGGGACCCAGUGGUCCAGUAGCCACAGUUGGGCUGCUGCUGGCAGUCGGGCACCGGGACUUUUAAAAAUGGGUUUUAAAGGGAAGCGAGAGCAGCAGGAGCGCAGGGAAGAGGAAAUGCAGUUACCAGAUUUAUCCCAUUUGCAUCUCUAAAUCCACAGCCAGACAACUAAGUCAGUGCCCCCGGUUUCCCCUCACCAACAGCCACCCUGGGCGGUCACGGGACCACGCGGCUCCCUCGGUACCCCUGAAAACCAGGCUGUUUGUAGAGAGGACAAACCUUAGUGUCACUUAGGUUUGAAAAUGUUGGCCAUUAUGACUCAGGAUAAAGAAGCCUGUGAAGUAGUUGGGUUUCUUAUUACAAUUAGUACGCUUACAAGUAUUUUAACAAUUUUCUACUAUUCUGUAUGAUGCUGGGAACUGACUAUGCGCUGAAAGAAGGUGCAAAAAUCCAGUUUAAAGUCAUACUUUAAGACGGCACAUUUUAAUUUUUCUCAGCCUCUUUGCCUACAGGCAGACGUAGGUGAGGAAGGAGAUCUCGAGUACGGUGUGGCCCCGGAGCAUCCCCCGGUGCCCGCUGCCGUGGCACCGCAGCCCCCCGAAGCCGUGCCCUCCCUCUCCCCGUGCCCCAGCUGGAGGGGGAGCUGGUUGGCUUAUCUUCCCCCCCCAUUUUAAUUACCCCAUGGUUUCUGGCUUUUGCUUUUCCAAAGGCUGUGUAGGGCGUGCUGUGGAGGGUCCCCCCGGUGCCGCGGCGUGCACAGACCCCCUCCCGCCGGCAGCUCGGCGUUCCCGGGCUCCGGCUCCCCGUGCUGUCAUGUCAGACCCACACUCCUCACCGCUCCCACGGCACGGCACGGCCUCUCCCAGCUGUGAUUGCGGAGACAUAGUUGUGCAGUGAUGGUGGUGUCUGAUGCCAUAUGGUGCCCUACGAGUCGUGCUUGAUAUUAUCACCUAUUCUUUGUGUCGCAGUCGGGCGCGAGGGCCAGGGAGCAGCUGGGCUCUGCUGGGUGCAGACCCCCACAGAGAGCAAGGGCAGGCGGCCCUGGGGGAAGGACUGAGCCCCCUGACCCCUCAGGUCCUCUUGGUGUGAGGGUCUGCGGGGUCACAGGACGCCAGGACGGUGUGUCCGAGCAGGGAGAUGUGGGGCCAGGAAGACCCCAGCAGCGCCAGCCCCCCCCGAGUCCUGUGGGGUACCCUUCUGGAGCAGGCGGGUUCCUUUUGCCCCAAAACAAAAAAGAGGAGUUGCACAGGGAAGGAAGAGUUUGUUAAUGAACUGCAUAAACUGCCCCAGUGCAGGAUUCCUCAUUAUUUGUUUUUAAAAAUUCAAUUGCCUUGCCAGUCACAAUAAACCUGGGGAAGUUGCCCCCGGUUGGAAUUUCUCUUCUCCCCACAACCCUCCCCCCCAGCCUGUUUCCUGAGGCUGUGCUUGGCAAUGGGGGGUCUGGGGCGCCCCGCUGCACCCCCAGAUUGUGGAGAGGAUGGUGACAGAAAGGUGUUUUAAUGCACAGUACCUUAAUUUGAUCUUGCUAAAUUGAAGCAAAGGGAGUGCCUCCCUCUGGCUCAUCCUGCUUGUGGCACGGUCCCAUUAUUACCAGCAAACCCAGCUGGAGGGGUCUCUGGGGAGCCCCAGUGCCCUGCAGCCCCUUCCCACCCCCAGAGAGGGACGGGACCCCCCGUCGGUGCCGGGAGAUGGCCCUGGCAGCAAAGCUGGAACUUUCCAGAGGCACAAAGAGGCACUGAGUGCAGAGGAGGAAGCACGAAAACGACUGCAAAUAUUCGGAAAUGGGAAUACAGAAAAAUUAUUGACAGAGCGCCAUAUUAUAUCAUUGAUUUUUAAGCAAAACUCCCCAUCGAUUUUUCAGAACCACAUUGAACAUUUCAGAAUCAUUGAUUUUAAUGGGGAGUUCUGCCCCAAAAUCAAUGGCGCAAUACAGCCCAAAGUAAAUUGCUUCUUAGUAUCAAUAUUUUUUGUCCGAGCUCUUGCAAUGUGGAAAACCAUCUUAAAAUGUGCAUCUUUUGUUUUUGCCUGUUUUCCUGGAUGCUCUUUGAAUUCUGCUUUUAUAGAGGGACUGGAAGGGAAGGGCACCUCGUGCCGACUGCUGGGACCAGCAGUGGCCCAGGGUGGGCUCUGCUCCCCCAGGCAGGACAAGACCCCCCGAUACUUUGUGGUGAGACUGGGCUCUUUCCCAAAUCCCCCAUUUUCAGGCUGGUUUUCGGGUAGGAUCUCGUAUUGGGGUGCUGUGCGUCCCAGAGCAGCAAAGUGGGGUUUGCCCUGACGGCUCUGGGCUCGGCCUCCUUUUCUCUCUGUGCUGGAUUAUGACGUGGGCAAUUCUGGUUUUGUAGGAAAUGAGGUGCCCUGAGCUGCUCCCCGCUAUGGAAUGUGGGUCCCAGGGGCAGGGAGGUGCCAGGACCCGCAGGUGGCACCUCCAUUGGGUACCACUGGGGCUGGACUCUUCCUUCCCAUCUCCUUACCCCAAAAUCUUCCUGCCUCCGUCUACCUAAGCGAGUUCCUGCUGGCUGGGGGACAGCACUGGCUACGGGUACUGAAUGUCUGGUGAGGAGAAUAUCACUAAACAAACGUAUGCGAAACAAGACGCGAUCAAUAUUUGUAAGUACAAAACAUUUUCGUUUACAAAAUCAGGAGAAUCCCUUCUGGCCAGCUCCAGGGGAAGGGUCCAGUGGGACGCGGAGCCCACUCACCCCCAGGCUGCCUGGACAGUGUACUGCACACGGUAGCCACCGGAGGCAAGCGGUGGCCACAUCCUGCUCCAUCCCCUCCGCCGAGGGAUGGGUGCUGCGGGCGACGGGGGGGUGGUCAGGCUGCUGGGCAGGGGGUGUGAAGAAAGGCUGUACAUAAGGGUGGAAAUACGUGUGUUACCUUCUCUUCUUUUACACAUCUCGGGUUUGUAUUUGCGUUGCUUGCAUCUUUUCAGUGGCUGGUAGCAAGAGACGCUGAAACAAAGUCAUUUUGGCUGCCGGUUUUAAUUGUGGAGUAUACCAAAAAGCAAGCGUUUGUGAAAUAUAACUAACUGUGAACGGAGGUUGCAAAAACAGAUCGUUUAGAAAAAAGCAGGUUUUCUGUAAAUGAAUGUGUCUUUAUUCUAAUGGCUAUACAGUUCAAUGCCUGACGGAGUUGUUUUCAAUAAAAAAAUAAGAUAAAUAUUUAAAAAACAAAAAAAAGAAAAAAAAUGCCAUAAUUGUAAUAAAGGAUUCAUUAUUUAUCGGCCAUACUAAAAGCAUUAUUUAUUUUUCAAUGGCUAAUUGUUCGUAAGGGGCCAGGGCACAGUCUCAGGUGAAGGGCGAAGCCGCGCGCAGGGUGUGAAACAGGCUGCAAGCCCAGCUGGCCUCCAGCCCUGCUCCCCGGGAGAGCCCCCGCGGCCCCGGCCGGGGGGCAGCGUGCCCUGGGCAUGCUGGUGAGCGAGGCCCUGGCCCCCUCUUCUCGUGGCGGAGUAACCGCGUCCUCGUCGUGAGCAUCCUCCCCGGAGAAGGAGGCCACCGCUCCUCCGGGACCUCUCGGCAACGUGAUUCUUUGGUGUGAAUGUGCCUGCAACAUUGACGCGUGCCAAAACACAAUAUUGAAUGCGUUGUUUUUAAAUAAAAAUGUUUUAUUGUGCAUUGGAAGUCUGUAAAA
Calidris pugnax (ruff) is the source of this 6056-nucleotide messenger RNA. It is a transcript of the gene ST8SIA3, whose product is annotated as ST8 alpha-N-acetyl-neuraminide alpha-2,8-sialyltransferase 3. Gene Ontology annotation, biological process: N-glycan processing; oligosaccharide metabolic process. The transcript is spliced from 5 exons. Bases 1 to 1236 code for a protein of 411 amino acids. Gene Ontology annotation, molecular function: alpha-N-acetylneuraminate alpha-2,8-sialyltransferase activity. The record is from RefSeq and is a predicted model, not a curated record. Lineage: Eukaryota; Metazoa; Chordata; Aves; Charadriiformes; Scolopacidae.